GAGCGUCAGUCAAUAUCCAUGUUCAGUCCCAAUAGCACAAGCAUGGCCAGGGGGUUCGGAUUAAAGUCCUGCCUGGCAUUGGCGGUGCUCUGCGCUGUGAUAUCAGCUUCUUCUGCCCGUGAUGUGAGGGAGAAGAGGGAUCUCGUGGCCGCCGCAUCGCACCAUGGCCAUCACCACGAGUCCGGCGGAGGCCACAAACAUCACUCCGAUCACCACGAGGAGCACGGCGAGAAGGGUGACAAGGGUUACAAGAAGCACCACCACCACCACGAAGGCGACCAUGGUCAUCAUGGCAAAGAGCAUCACGCUGGACACCACGAGGAGCACGGCGGCCAUAAGAAGGGGCACCACCACGAAGAUGGCCACCACGGCCAUCACCAUGAGCACGGACACGGCCACAAAGGGCACAAAUUCGGAGAGAAGAAGGGACACAAAAAGGGCGAGAAGAGCCAUGGUUACCACAAGAAGGCCCACAAGGACGAGUACCACAAGGAACACAAGUUCUACGAUGACCACCACAAGGGUGGACAUCAUGAAAAGCACGGACACCACCACGGGCACCAUGGAUCCAAGGAAGGACACCACAAGAAGGGAGGCCACCACCACUCCGGCUACCACGACGAUCACCAUGGCAAGAAGGGACACCACGACAAGGGGCACUACGACCAUGACCACAAAGGCUGGCAUGGAAAACACGGACACGAUCACCACCACUCGCAUCACGAAGACUACGGAAAGAAGGGCGGACACCACGAAGGCAAGAAGCACGGUUACUCCCACGGACAUCAUUGAGCCGAUAGCUGUAACCUCCUUCCACAAUAGGAAUAGUUGUUAUUAUCUGUUGAUCUUUAUUAUUCUGUUAACUAAUGCUAUGCAAAUAUUUGUUGAAAAAAUUAUUAUUGUUGAUUUACUGUAUGACGUAAACCAUACGAAGAGAUUACGAAAAAAAUUAAAACAUUAAAACAUA
This is a messenger RNA of Neodiprion fabricii, 967 nucleotides long. Its product is annotated as histidine-rich glycoprotein-like. NCBI's taxonomy places the organism in Eukaryota, Metazoa, Arthropoda, Insecta, Hymenoptera, Diprionidae. The transcript has a single exon. The record is from RefSeq and is a predicted model, not a curated record. Bases 19 to 792 code for a protein of 257 amino acids.